This is a messenger RNA of Mycosarcoma maydis (corn smut), 1209 nucleotides long. RefSeq lists its product as uncharacterized. The record is from RefSeq and is a predicted model, not a curated record. Gene Ontology annotation, cellular component: cytosol. Gene Ontology annotation, molecular function: protein-folding chaperone binding. Gene Ontology annotation, biological process: translational initiation. The coding region runs from base 1 to 1209 and encodes 402 amino acids. The transcript has a single exon. Lineage: Eukaryota; Fungi; Basidiomycota; Ustilaginomycetes; Ustilaginales.
AUGGGGAAAGACUACUACCAGGUGCUCGGCGUCGCGAAAGACGCGGAUGACGAGACGCUCAAAAAGGCGUACAAGAAAGCGGCACUCAAAUGGCAUCCGGAUCGCAACAAGGAUAACAUCGAAACGGCCAACAAAAAGUUCAAAGAGGUCGGAGAGGCAUUUGAAGUGCUGAGCGACAAGAACAAGCGCGCCAUCUACGAUCAAUUUGGCGAAGAGGGCUUAAAGGCGGGCGGACCGCCGCCACCAGGGGCGGAUGGAGCCGCAGGUGGAUUCAGCGGGUUCCCCGGAGGAGCAGCUGGCUUCUCGGGUGGCUUCCCGGGAGGCGGAGGUCGAACGUUUACGUUUACCACUGGUGGCGCAGGUGGCGCAGGUGGUGCAGGCGGAAUGGGUGGAAUGGGCGGUUUCUCGCCGAGCGACCCGAACGAUAUCUUUGCUAGCAUCUUUGGCGGAGCUAGUCCGUUUGGUGGCGGAAUGGGUGGCAUGCCUAUGGGCGGCAUGGGUGGUAUGUCUGGCAUGGAAGACAUGUUCGGCGGAGCAGGGGGUGGAGGCGCAAGAAGAAAGGCGGGCGGUGGCAUGCCGGGCGCGUUCAACUUUGGCGCUAGUCCCAACACUGGCGCUGGCGCGGCUGCCGACGAGAAGCCGAGCGACGUGGAAAAGCAACUGCCGCUCUCCCUGCAAGACCUGUACACUGGUACGACGAAACGGCUCAAAGUGGGUCGAAAAUUGGCCUCGGGGGGAUCGGAAGAAAAGAUUCUCACCGUGGAAGUCAAGCCGGGCUGGAAGAAAGGGACCAAGAUCCGGUUCGGCGGGGCGGGACACGAAGUGUCACCGGGAUCGUUCCAAGAUGUCGUCUUCAUUGUCGACGAGAAGCCGCACGCGCACUUCCGACGCGAUGGUGAUGAUCUGCGACUGACUAUCCCGCUGAAACUCAUCGACGCGCUCGACCCACCCAAGCCAGGCACACCGGGCUCGCGCAAGCAGGUCGAAACGCUCGAUGGCCGCAAGAUCGACGUUCCCAUCCCGCAACCCGUGGCGGGCACCAGCUGCAUCACUCCCGGCAAGACCACUAGGUUGGCCAACGAAGGCAUGCCAAUCAGCAAGACCGGCGGAAAGCGGAAGGGCGACCUCGUCGUCGAGUGGAGCGUCCAACUACCCGAGCAUCUCACUCCAGCCCAAAAGGAAGGCCUGCGAAAGGUCUUGGCUCCCUAA